Molecule: messenger RNA, 1389 nt
Organism: Cavenderia fasciculata
Lineage: Eukaryota; Evosea; Eumycetozoa; Acytosteliales; Cavenderiaceae
Gene: eif2G
Product: translation initiation factor 2 gamma
Exons: 3
Coding region: 1-1389 (462 amino acids)
Biological process (GO): positive regulation of translational fidelity; formation of translation preinitiation complex
Cellular component (GO): cytosol; eukaryotic translation initiation factor 2 complex
Molecular function (GO): GTPase activity; GTP binding; tRNA binding
Source: RefSeq, a predicted model, not a curated record
AUGUCAGAAACUAAAAUUAAAUCAGUCUUGGUCGCACAAGACAUCAAGACUUUGGAUCCAACAAAGUUGACUCCACUCUCACCAGAAGUCAUUAGCAGACAAGCUACCAUCAAUAUUGGUACGAUUGGUCAUGUAGCUCAUGGUAAAUCAACUGUAGUAAAGGCUAUUUCAGGUGUACAAACUGUCAGAUUUACAUCAGAAUUUAAGCGUAAUAUUACCAUCAAGUUGGGUUAUGCCAAUGCUAAAAUAUACAAAUGUACCAACCCAGAAUGUCAUCGUCCAGGUUGUUAUAGAUCAUUCCGUUCAAAUACUGAAGACUCACCAUUAUGUGAUCGUCCAGGUUGUGGAGGUCAUAUGCAAUUACUUAGACAUGUUUCAUUUGUCGAUUGUCCAGGUCAUGAUGUUUUAAUGGCAACAAUGCUUAACGGUGCUGCAGUUAUGGAUGCUGCACUUUUAUUGAUUGCAGGUAAUGAAUCAUGUCCACAACCACAAACCAGUGAACAUAUUGCCGCCAUUGAAAUUAUGAACCUCAAGAACAUUAUCAUUUUACAAAACAAGAUUGAUUUGGUCAAGGAAGCAGCAGCCAAGGAGCAAUACGGACAAAUUCUCAAGUUUAUUCAAGGAACAGUAGCAGAGGGAGCCCCAAUCAUCCCAAUCUCUGCCCAAAUGAAGUACAAUAUCGAAGUUAUUUGCGAAUACAUUGUCAAGAAGAUCCCAAUCCCAGUCCGUGACUUUACCUCGGAUCCAAGAUUGAUUGUCAUUCGUUCGUUUGAUGUCAACAAGCCAGGUGCUCGUGUUGACGACCUCAAGGGUGGUGUUGCCGGUGGUUCCAUCCUCAAGGGUGUCCUCAAGAUUGGUGACGAAGUUGAAGUUCGUCCAGGUGUCAUCACCAAGGAUUUGGAUGGUCGUAUGAAAUGUUUGCCACUCUUUUCUCGUAUCCUUUCACUCUAUGCCGAAGAAAACGAUUUGCAAUACGCCGUACCAGGUGGUUUGAUUGGUGUCGGUACCCGUAUCGAUCCAAGUUUGUGUCGUGCCGAUCGUCUCGUCGGUCAAGUACUCGGUGCCGUCGGCAAGUUACCAGAAAUUUUCAUCUCACUCGAAGUUAACUUCUUCUUGUUGCGUCGUCUUCUCGGUGUCAAGUCGGAAGGUGGUGAAAAGCAAAGCAAGGUCAGAAAGCUCGCCAAGGACGAUACCCUCAUGGUCAACAUUGGUUCCACCUCGACUGGUUGUCGUGUCACUGCUGUCAAGCACGAUCUCGCUAAAUUAACUCUCCUCACUCCAGUAUGCACAAUGGAAGGUGAAAAGAUUGCCCUCUCUAGACGUGUUGACAAGAAUUGGCGUUUGAUUGGUUGGGGUACCAUUAAAAAGGGUACUUUGAUUGAAGCCUAA